Molecule: messenger RNA, 3307 nt
Organism: Xiphias gladius (swordfish)
Lineage: Eukaryota; Metazoa; Chordata; Actinopteri; Istiophoriformes; Xiphiidae
Product: occludin
Exons: 9
Coding region: 242-1870 (542 amino acids)
Biological process (GO): snRNA transcription by RNA polymerase II; positive regulation of transcription elongation by RNA polymerase II; bicellular tight junction assembly
Cellular component (GO): bicellular tight junction; transcription elongation factor complex; membrane
Molecular function (GO): cis-regulatory region sequence-specific DNA binding
Source: RefSeq, a predicted model, not a curated record
CGAGGGGAAAAGCCGCCGUCUCUGCCUCUGCCUCCGAGCGGAGUCACGACUUCCAAAGUUAAAGAGAAAGAGGUCCACGGAAAAAGCUGACCCGGCGAAACUCGCUGCUCUUCCCCCGGACAUAUAGUUUCCUCAGCCGUUUCCCGCACCUCCGGAGCGAGGAACGAGUUUUUCGCAGGACCCGGGGAACGGGCAGAGCUCGAGUCUUUGGUCCCCCUUCAGUUCCAGGCAUCUUUGAGCGAUGUUUGACAAGCAGCACUAUGAGAGUCCACCUGUGUACAGUCCUCCUUUCACCCCUCCGUCCAACAACGGCUUUGGCCCUCCGGGCAGCUUCCACGGCCCUCAGAGUGAAUACAACGCGUAUCCUCCUCCGCCGGGAUCUUACUACAUUGAGGAAAAACCGCAGCACUUCUACAAAUGGCUGUCUCCUCCCGGUAUCAUCAAGGCCAUGAUGGCUGUGGUGAUUAUGCUGUGUGUGGCGAUAUUCGCCUGCGUGGCCUCCACCCUCAUGUGGGACAUCCAGUAUGGAUAUGGUAUGGGCUACUACGGUUCUGGGAUGGGCUACGGCAGCGGAUACAGUGGGAGCAGCUAUGGGUCGGGAUAUGGAGGUUACGGGGGUUAUGGAGGCUACGGCAACUACUACGGCUCCUACAUCUCGCCUUACUCGGCCAAAACCGCCAUGAUUGCCAUGGCAGCCAUUAACUUCAUAGGAGCACUGGCAUUCUUCAUCACCAGCUUCUCCAAAUCCAACAUGGUCCGCAGCAGGAAGUUCUUUCUGGCCCUCCUGAUAACCAGCGUCAUCAUGGCCGUCCUGCAGGGCAUCAUAAACAUUGUCUACAUUGUCGGAGUGAACCCCAUGGCCCAGGGCUCCUCCAGUAUGAUGUACAAUCCGAUGCUCAUGAUGUGCCAGAACCUCUACCAGACCAGCUACUCCCAGAUGGGAGGAGUGGGAGGCUUCCCCAUGUACAACCAGUACCUCUACCAUUACUGCUUUGUGGACCCACAGGAGGGAGUUGCUAUGGUGUGUGGAUUCCUGGUUGUAAUCGCUUUUGGUGUUGCGGCUUUCUUUGCGCACAAAACUAGAGGGAAGAUCUGGCGCUACGGGAAACCAAACAUCUACUGGGAGGAGCCCCUGGUCGGAGGGAAGGCCUCAGAGGGCAGAGAUGUCGAGGAAUGGGUGAACAAUGUGGAGGAAAGCCGCAGUGUUCAGGAUGCCCCUACCCUGCUGGUGUCCGAGAAGGGAGGCGGGCUGCUCAACGCCUCACCAAACAGUGUCAUCUCCUACUCCCCAGCCAAAGUGGAGAGCAGCUCCUAUAAUGGGGACACGUACAACAACGAGUACUCCGAGAGGACCAUCAGCCGGCCAUUGGAGGCCCUCUCCCACGGUGGAGGGACCAGCUCGACCCCCUCGGAGGAGACGGGAGGGGGCCGCAAACCCUCUGCCAACAGGGGCAAGAGACGCAGACGUAACCCAGAGCUGGACGAGUCUCAGUACGAGACAGAGUACACCACAGGAGGAGAGACAGGCAAUGAACUUGACGGAGAUGAAUGGGAUAGUGUCUAUCCGGAGAUUACAUCUGAUGUUCAGCGUCAUGAUUAUAAGAGAGAGUUUGAUGCCGACCUCAGGGAGUACAAGCGCCUGUGUGCUGAGAUGGACGACAUCAAUGAUCAGUUGAACAAACUCAGCCGGCAGUUGGACACACUGGACGACACUUCUGCCAAGUACCAGGCUGCAGCAGAGGAAUAUAAUCAACUAAAGGAUCUGAAGCAGACAUCAGACUAUCAGUCUAAGAAGAGGGAGUGUCGCAGGCUGAGACACAAACUGUUCCACAUCAAACGCAUGGUGAAGGACUACGACAAGACCCACUAAUGAAUCCACUCGGUCCUGACUUUCAGCUCUGCCUUCUGCACAGCAAACACUCACAGACAUGGGCCAAGAUACACUCCAAAAUAGCGCGAAGACUCUUGUGUCAUGCUGAGACCAAAGUUACCUGCACAGCACCUACACACAUUGGAUACAGAGGGGCACAUUUACACACACACACACACACACACACACACACACGGACACACACAUAGGGAACAUACUGUAUGUUAAUAAUAAUGAUCUAAACUUCUGUUUCCUUCAUUCUCUCUGAUUGGAAAAAUACGACUAACUAGUUGUUUUUUUUUUGAAGAAAAUGGAAACAGGACCCUCAGUUGUAGCCAUUUUCACAGCAAACACUGCCAUUUUCCUGAAGAUCCAGCUCAUUGUUUGCAGUGUGCAGCCACUUCAAAGGGUGUUUGAAAGUCACCUGACAUUCAGUCACCUGUGAUAACACCAUGCUUGGUUUCUCUCGCACUGUUUGCUACCCAAAUGGGCAACUUUUCUUUGUUUUAUCGCCACAGAUAAGAGGGGAAACAGUAUUGUAGAGAAUGUAGAAAUGGGCGAGACAGGUUGCUGGGAUUGUUUGCUAGCAAAUAUGGAGUUUCUUUUAUCCCUUGGAAUGGCGUUAUCUUUGUCGCAAGUUCACUUUAGUCGUGCUUUUCUCAUCUUCUUGCCUCAGUGUUUGUAACUAACUUCAGUGUCAGUGAAGUUAACUGCUCUCUGCCGGGACCGUGUGUAUUCUCCAAUACACUGGAUUUCUGUCUGAACUAAGAUGUUGAUACUGAUUGUCAUAGAUGCCGUGAGACCAAAAAAGGGGACAAACUGGGCAAGGAGAUAUGUGUGACGUUGCGUUGUAUAUACAUCUAAUGAAUCUUGUUCAUAGCACGUACCGAGAACAAAUUUACUAUGUAUCUGCCUAUUAGAUUCAGCAGAUAUCUUAGCAUUUGUGAUGACGUUAUCUGUUAGUUGUACAAACUAAAGAACCAUAGUGACCUGUUUUUUUUAAUUUUUUUUUUUAAUCAGUGGUCAUUCAAAAUGCUUAAGCUAUGCAAAAUAGUAAAAAUAGACUAUUUUUACAUUGUUUAUCAUGCAUGCUCCUCAACAAACUGGAAAACAUGUCUCACUGUUUCUGUCUAUAAGCUGAGCGCAUCUUUUCAUUUGAUUCUUCACCAAUGAAAAUUGUGAUCAUCAUCAUCAUCAGUAAUUUUGCAUUAAUCCACUUCAUGUACAAAGUGUUACGAUCUACUGUACAUUAUGAAAUCGUUCAGACGCACUUUUGAUUUGUCAUGCAUUUGUAUUUUUAAGAAGAACAUUGUUGUCAUUUUACAAACCAUUUGCGAGCCAUUUAUUUUUGUAUGAAUUUAUUUUCUUUGAUGCUAUUAUAAAUGACCAUUUUUUAUAACUGUAUACUUCCAUGUGGUAUGAUGUCUAAAAAGUAUU